AUGGCGCCCGACGCGCAGAGGCCUAACGGCGUCGCCAAUGAUGCCACGCCUUCCACCCCGCCCGAGGCCAUUGCCGCCCUCUCCCAGCAAUCGCAGCCGUCCAUACCUUCCACCGAGGCCCCGCCCUCGCCCGCCGACCAGGAUCCUGCCUCUUCCUUCAAGACGGAGCUCAACGACGACCGCAUCCCGCCCUCCCACGUCAUACCCUCGUCCUUGACGCCCCCUCCUUCCUCCCAGCUCCAGCUCCCACAGGCCAACGCCGCUGCCGGCCACCCUCUCGGCCUCGGCCCGGGCUACACGGGCUCGCAGAGGCCCGCCAUGUUCUCCCCCCCUGCCACCACGGCCGCCCCCCGCCGUGACCCAGCCCAGCCCGCCAGCGCCGCCGCCGCCGGCUACUCCCCGCCCACGAGUGACCAGGUGGCCGAUGCGUCCCUCGACGAGCUCCGCGCCAUGUUUCAGUCCUGCCUCGCCGAGAACGCCCGCCUGAAGAUGGAGACGGCCCACCACAAGCUCCAGUACAACCUGCUCAGCAUGCAGGCCGACGAGGAGGCCAAGACGGCCGCCGUCGAGCACGAGAUGACCCGUCGUGAGGUCGAGGUCCUCCGCGCGGCCGAGACCUCCCGCCAGGCCCGCCGCGACCUGAACGCCGCCGCCGAGUCCACCCAGGCCAAGUACAUCCAGCUCAAGGCCUGGUACGACCUGGCCGUCGACGAGGUCGACAACCUCAAGAAGCGCGCCAAGCUGGCCCGCAAGGUCAUCCAGCAGAAGGAGGACGAGAUCAUCAGCCUGACCGACGAGCGCGUGCUGCUGCUCAGGCGCAUCCGCGAGAACCGGGAGCAUUUCCACAUGCUGUGCAGCCCUGGCGGCGCCUUUCACGGCGUCCUCACCCCCAAGAUCCCGGCCGCCGCGACGCCUCAGCAGCCUCAGCCCCGCCGGACCACGCCUCGCCAGACCCCGCGCUCCCAGUCCCACCAGUCCCAGUCCCAGUCCCAGCCUCACCGCCAGCACGACAACGACACGCACCAGGCCGGCUUUGCCGCGCUUCUGCAGGCCCUGAGCCACGACAACAACAGCGCGCCCUCGACGCCCACCUCGGCCCACCGGCCCGCUCCUCGCAUGCCGCCGAAGCAUACCCGUGGCGUGCAGUCCCUCUCGUCCCUGCCCACGACCCCGAUCGCCCGGCCGCGCGGCGACCACGCGGCUCUGCUGCCGUCCAUCGACCUGGUGCCCCAGACGGAGCCUGCCCCGCGCUUUGGCGUCCCCCGCCACGUGCCCGAGACGCCCAGGACCCAGCGCGGACGCAAGAGCAGGGAGAGCACCAUCUCGGCCGACGACAACGAAGAACUCGCCCGCGCCGCCCUCGAGGCCACGCAGUCCUUCAUGACACAUGCCUCGGCGCCCUCUGCGGCCGCAUCCACCUCAAGGUCUUCUCGUAGACACGACGGCGACGAAGAGGAGGUGUAUGAAAGCCAGGCCAGCCAGGCAGCGUCGGCCAUGUUGCGUCGGGAUCCGCGCGAGAGCUUUGAUGAGGUGGCCAGCUCGGUGGGCUCGCGCGACGUCACACCGGCACCCGUGGAGAAGAGUGCCAAGCUCCAAGCCAAGCUGUUCGCUCCCGUGAACAAGCGGGGCGCGGGCAACGAGAAGCGUAAGUACAAUGGACACUCGGAAGGCGAGCAGGUCAGGCGCGAGCCGUUCACGAGCCCGGCCAAGAAGAUGAGGUUCGGGCCUGGGGGCGCCGAGGCGAAUCACCGGGUUGGACUGGGCAUUCAGUACGGCCAGUGA
Neoarthrinium moseri is the source of this 1782-nucleotide messenger RNA. RefSeq lists its product as uncharacterized. The record is from RefSeq and is a predicted model, not a curated record. The coding region runs from base 1 to 1782 and encodes 593 amino acids. The transcript has a single exon. NCBI's taxonomy places the organism in Eukaryota, Fungi, Ascomycota, Sordariomycetes, Amphisphaeriales, Apiosporaceae.